Messenger RNA from Juglans microcarpa x Juglans regia, 1020 nucleotides. RefSeq lists its product as uncharacterized. The record is from RefSeq and is a predicted model, not a curated record. The transcript has a single exon. NCBI's taxonomy places the organism in Eukaryota, Viridiplantae, Streptophyta, Magnoliopsida, Fagales, Juglandaceae. Bases 109 to 687 code for a protein of 192 amino acids. Gene Ontology annotation, molecular function: protein binding.
UUUUUACAAUAUCUCCAACCCUCAAGGCUUCAACUAUAUAUAUAUAUACACAUCUCUCAAAUUAUCACAGACAAAAUUAACACACAUUCGCAUCAUUCCUAGAUAGCCAUGGAUUGGUUCUCAUGGCUAUCUAAAACAGGCCUCGAGCCGUCUCUAGUUUACGAGUACGGUCUCGCUUUUGCUCACAAUGAGCUUGAAGAAGAAGACAUACUUUAUUUCAACCAUGAGUUUCUCCAAAGCAUGGGGAUUUCCAUAGCCAAGCACAGGCUAGAAAUCCUCAAGCUUGCUAGAAAGGAGAAGGGAGGAAGACCGCGUUCCUUAUCAAGGCUUCUCGUCGCCAUGAGGAAGACAAAAAGGUGCUUGGCUAACUGCAUCCGCACAUGGAUUCGCCGUGAGGAGUCGGCUCUGGUGCUUGUGCCGAGGCCUAGUUAUGGAACAAGAUGGAAGGGAGCAAUGUUGAAGAGGAACAAAACAUUGACGACGGUAAAACAAGAGAGGUUGUUGCUCACAAAUGGGAGUCCUAUGGUGUUUGCUUCAGGGCCUCUUCGGUUAGAUAGUUUUUCGAGCCCUUUGGGGUAUGAUCUCCGUAAGGAGGAAAAGAUGGACGGCAACGAUGACGGGUACUGGUCCGCCGGUGCUGAAGAGAUCAGGUGGGAUACCAUGUUUCAGGAUUUGAAACCCACCUGAGUUUUCCCUCUCUGUUCUGUUUUUUCCUCUUGUAUUUCGCAUUUGAUCUCUCUUUCUUUUCGUUCUUUUGGGGGGUGUUUGUGGAGUUAAUUCAAUGGUGAGAGAUGGGUUUUUGGGUUCUUCCACCAGAGAGUUUUGGUUGUGUUUCAGAAGAGAGCUGUUUUGUCUUUUUAGAUUAUUUUUUUUUUCAUUAAUGGUGGGAUCAUCCAGAUGACAGACUUUAGCACCCAAGGGUCUGCUUCAGUAAUGAGAUUGUCUCCCCCUGCUUUUGUAUUUUCAAUGACUUUAUUGAAAGAUAGGGGAAAAAAAAAAAAAGAGCACUAGUAUCUUUAA